GAAUGUUUUUUCAUAAAUUUAAAACAUAUAUAAUUUAGAAUUAUACUUUCAAUAAAAAAUUCUUUUCAAUAUUUUUUUAAUUUAAAUAUAUCAGGAAAUAUCUUUUACAAAACUUUUAUUAGAAACAAGAAUUUAAUUUUAUUAAAAUGGUUUUAUAUGAACUAUUAUGUAUUACAAAAGCAGAUUUAAAAAUAAAAAGCUUACGUGAACUUGCCAAAACAUCAGGAAGCACUAUAAUAAAUAAAGGAGGAAUAAUUAGGGGGUUCGAGGAUUGGGGUAAUUUAAUUUUACCAAAAAAAAAAAAAAAACACCAACAAAUACAUCAUGAAGGACGUCACUGGACUAUGUUGUUUGAUUCAAAUCCACAAGCUCAACUCGAAAUAAAUAAAAUAUUAAGAUUAGAUCCAAGAGUAAUCAAUUACUCUAUUAUUAAACUAGGAAGCAAACUUCAUGAAAUCUCGGAAAAAUCAAAUUAAAU
Molecule: messenger RNA, 478 nt
Organism: Pneumocystis murina B123
Lineage: Eukaryota; Fungi; Ascomycota; Pneumocystomycetes; Pneumocystales; Pneumocystaceae
Product: ribosomal protein S6
Exons: 3
Coding region: 147-476 (109 amino acids)
Biological process (GO): translation
Cellular component (GO): ribosome; mitochondrial small ribosomal subunit
Molecular function (GO): small ribosomal subunit rRNA binding; structural constituent of ribosome
Source: RefSeq, a predicted model, not a curated record